Molecule: messenger RNA, 984 nt
Organism: Doryrhamphus excisus (bluestripe pipefish)
Lineage: Eukaryota; Metazoa; Chordata; Actinopteri; Syngnathiformes; Syngnathidae
Product: transmembrane protein 26
Source: RefSeq, a predicted model, not a curated record
AUGUGCCGUUUAUUGGACAUCAUUCUGGCUUUGCUGAGCCGCAUCCUGUUUGCUGUCCACGGGGCGGUGACAGUAUGGCGUGUGGUGCUAGUGAAAGGAGACAUGUACUGGCUGCUCUUAUCUGGAGUGGGUCUACUGGGUAUUGAGAUGGUCAUCACCUUGAGGUGCACAGAUCACGGAGAAUGGAAAUGGUUCUCCCCCAUGGUCUUCCUCUACCUCUGUACCGUUGUCCCCUCCAUUUGGCUCCUGGAGCUGAACCUGGUGCAGACUCCCACCAAUGAAACACUGCAGAUCACUUCGAUACCAAUUGAUUUGCCAGACAUUCCUCUGGAGCCAGAGAGCUGGGUGGCUGGUUUGGAACAGACCAUGCUCAUCGUGUUGGUGUUAGGUCGGUGGAUGAUGCCCAUGGGCCACAUGUCUCGUGACCAACUCUCCCAGCUGCUCAUGGUAUAUGUGGGCCUGGGUGCAGAUAUCCUGGAUAUCUUUGACACCUUCACGGAACCCAACGUGAAAAAUAACAUAAAGGUGAUAUAUAUGGGCUUGGCCCUCUUCACGUGGGCUCUCCUCCAGUUCCCUCUGGUGCUCACCCAGAAGAGCAGCCACCACCGGAGGAGCAAAGGACGUUUCGUCUGCUGGCAGGGCAAGAACUGUCUGACAAGCUGCUGCCCCAGCGAAGUGUGGAGCUUGCUGGUCACGGUGGGCUUCCAAGACGGACCCUUCCUGGCCUACCGCCUUUAUCUCAUGGUGAUGGAAAACGUGCUCAACCAGUUGAUGAUUUAUUUCACCUGCAAGAACAUCCUCAUCGUCCUCAUUGAGUUCUAUCGGAUGUUUGUGGUCAAGUGUGAUCAAUGGAAUGAACAGAGUGCUGAUGCACAGAGUGAAACGGCGUUGAGUCUUCGAAGGCCCAGCAUGGAGGGACAAGCGGGGGCACAGGAGGGACAGACACAGGAGGAACAAGAAGCUCCGGUGGUGCAGGAGGCGUAG